UACCUUCCCCAAAAACUAGUCUUCAAAUUUGGGGGCUUCUUGUUCAAAUUUUUCCACAUUUCUCCCCUUUUUCCCUUGUCUUAUUUCUUGCCUUCUUAUCGUGAUGUGUUGCACGAACUAUUUUCGAUCUCUCUCGCUGGCAUGUACAUAUAGGACACUACUUUGUGGAGGCUUGCUUCUUUGUUGAGCCCCUUCAUUUCAAGCGAGAGUUGCCCCUUUAGCACCGAACAUUUCAUAUAAGCCCCAUCUUCUUCUCUUUUGUCUUCUGUUUCAUCGUUUCUUGGAGUCGGUAAUAUCUGCGAAGCUUACACAUUCUGUUUCCAGUUUCUUCCCCUCUUGUGUCAAGUCAACUCUUUUUCCUUUUCUUUUUCUUUCUUCUCUAAACCAGUUACUUGAGUUGAUUCAAAAUCCUUCACCUAAACUCUCUCUCUCUCUCUCUCUCUCUCUCUCUCUCUCUCUGGUAUGAGAAGAAGAAAUGGAUGAACGCGCACGCAAGAAAGCAAAGAAGUCAUCAACUUCAAGCACCGACUCGGAAGAAGUGAGUAGCAUCGAAUGGGAUGUCAUCACACUGACGGAGCAAGAAGAAGAUCUCAUUUACAGAAUGUACAGACUAGUCGGAGACAGGUGGGAUUUGAUAGCGGGUCGGGUCCUGGGUCGCAAAGCGGAAGAAAUAGAGAGGUUUUGGAUCAUGAGGCAUGAAGAGGCGUAUGCGGAGAAAAGGAACGACUUCAACUCCAAGACUUGAAGAUUUUACUUCAGGAGCUACUCUUCUUUUGAAUGUUCACAACAACAGGUGGUUCGAUCCCCCCGGUCCUGAUGAACGAACAUGAUGCUGACUUGCUGAGUCGACAAGAGCCAUUUCGAAAUUCCCAAUUGUCGUUUUCAGUACAGAAAGUAUGUCGUAUCGUCAGUAGUCGGUCCAACAGUGCAUGCCCAUUCUAACUCUCUGUAAAAGGGCCGAGGAGUCGUCUACUUUCCUUUUUCUAUCCAUUAGAUUUUGGAUCGGUGCAUGCACGUCGUUGUCAAAAUCCGGGUGACCCCAUUUUCUAAGAGAAACGUGACUCGAUAUCUAGAGGCCAGGAUUGUGAGAUGCUUCAUGUUCUGCUGCCGUGUUUUAAUGCUCAUGUCCAUCCGUUCUUUAAAUACUUCUUUCAACAUCUUUUUCUGCGUAUUACCUGUCAAGUUUGGAUUUCUGUUUAAGUCACUGAUUAGUUCUUGUCGUACGAACAAAUCAGAAAUGAUUCAACAUCUUUUUCUCCUGUAGUUCUU
This is a messenger RNA of Eucalyptus grandis, 1269 nucleotides long. Its product is annotated as transcription factor TRY-like. Gene Ontology annotation, molecular function: transcription cis-regulatory region binding. The coding region runs from base 476 to 745 and encodes 89 amino acids. Lineage: Eukaryota; Viridiplantae; Streptophyta; Magnoliopsida; Myrtales; Myrtaceae. Gene Ontology annotation, cellular component: nucleus. Gene Ontology annotation, biological process: cell differentiation. The transcript has 4 exons. The record is from RefSeq and is a predicted model, not a curated record.